AUGAGAAUUCAAAUCGGGUUGAAUCAAUUGCCGGCGGCACCACAUCCGGAUGAGCCCGACUUCAACGAUACAGAGGACUUCGAGAAUGCUUCCCGGGGGUUCGUAGCAAAACUGGAACCAUGCAUUAUUAGAGAUCCCAAGGGCCACGUCGUGUGGGACAAUGACGCCUAUGAUUUCGUCAAAGAGCAAUGCCCAAAUACCGUCAAUCCAAAGCUCUGGAGGCAGGCUCAGCUCACAGCCAUCCAAGGCCUGUACGAGGUUUCACCAGCCGUGUACCAGGUCCGCGGGUUUGACAUAUCUAAUAUGUCGAUAGUCGAAGGCCACAGUGGUAUCAUCAUCAUUGAUCCACUGACGUCCAUGGAGUGCGCUCAGGAAGCCUUGAAGUUUUACCGCACCCAUCGCGGGAACCGUCCAGUUACGGCCGUGAUUUAUUCUCACUCUCACGCGGACCAUUACGGCGGCGCACUCUGCGUUCUGCCAAAGGACACUGGCAGUAUUCCCAUUAUUGCGCCGGAAGGCUUCAUGAAGGAAGUAACAUCGGAGCACGUCCUCGCUGGACCAUCGAUGCUCCGACGAGCAGCUUUCAUGUAUGGCACUCGACUUCCAAAGCAUCCACGAGGGCAAGUAGGCACCGGCCUAGGGAUGGGUGCGUCGGCCGGGACCACGUCCAUAAUCCCUCCAAACACCUUGGUGACCAAGACUGGGCAAGAGCUUGUGAUUGAUGGAGUGAAAUUCGUCUUCCAGCUUGUUCCUGGGACGGAAGCGCCCGCCGAGCUGAAUUUCUUCCUUCCUGACCACGAGGCGUUAUAUAUUUCUGAGUGCGCGACACACUGCCUGCACAAUAUCGUAACCCUCCGCGGUGCAUCCGUCCGAGACGCCAGAGCUUGGUCGCAAUAUCUAGACGAGACAAUCGAGCUAUACGGAGAACGCUCAAAGGUGCUCUUUGCCGGGCAUCACUGGCCAACGUGGGGAGAGGACAAGAUCAGGAAAUUGGUCUUGGAGCAACGGGAUAUGUACGCCUUCCUUCACGACCAAACUGUCAGGCUGAUGAACAAGGGCUUGACCGGGACAGAGAUCGCCGAGAUAAUGAUCCUCCCUCCGAAAUUACGAAGAGCAUGGCACGCCCAAGGUUACUAUGGUUCCGUUAGCCACAACGUCAAAGGGAUCUAUCAGAGGUAUAUGACUUGGUUUGAUGGUAAUCCGGCCCAUCUGUGGCCUCAUACCCCUUCUGAAGAAGGGAAAAGAUAUAUCAGAUGCUUUGGUGGCGUUGACGAGCUAGUAUCGAAGGCUCGGGUGUUCAUCGAGGAGGGAGACCUGAGAUUUGCCGCCACACUGCUGGACCACGCUGUCUCUGCAGAGCCUGAGAAUAGACUGGCCGCGGAAACGUUGGCCUGGGUCUUUGAGAAGAUGGGAUUUGCAGCUGAGAAUGCUACUUGGCGCAACUUCUUCCUCACGCGCACGAUGGACUUGCGAAACAAGGGUAAAUCUCGCCAGGCCAUGGACACAACAACGGCCAGUGUGACAUUAAAUCCUGAUGCGAGCAUUGAGGACUGGCUUGACGCAAUCGCCAUUUCUGUAGAUGGACUCAAGGCUGCGGAGGAGUUUGAAGAGUCACAGAGCAUCCUGGUGCGUGUUCUUGAGUUGGAGAGCAGAUGGAAAAUCACUCUCAGUAAUGGCGCGAUGACGUACCGAUCAUUUUCCAAAACUGAGGAGCAGCAGGUGGAUGACUUUGGAAAAACAAGGCCUGCAAUUGCCAUUGACACUAAGAAACAACUUUAUGAACUACUUAGUAGAAACGCCAGCUUGUCGCAGUUCACAUGUGGAGGACCUAGAGAUAGUCUCUUCCUCCAGCGGCUGCUGGAGCUGAGUGCUAUCACUGUGUGA
Molecule: messenger RNA, 1884 nt
Organism: Clonostachys solani
Lineage: Eukaryota; Fungi; Ascomycota; Sordariomycetes; Hypocreales; Bionectriaceae
Source: the annotation of a GenBank genome assembly